Molecule: messenger RNA, 3276 nt
Organism: Sceloporus undulatus (fence lizard)
Lineage: Eukaryota; Metazoa; Chordata; Lepidosauria; Squamata; Phrynosomatidae
Gene: GCNT1
Product: glucosaminyl (N-acetyl) transferase 1
Exons: 2
Coding region: 624-1934 (436 amino acids)
Cellular component (GO): membrane
Molecular function (GO): beta-1,3-galactosyl-O-glycosyl-glycoprotein beta-1,6-N-acetylglucosaminyltransferase activity
Source: RefSeq, a predicted model, not a curated record
UGCAUUUCUUUCUGCAGUGCAGACCGUCAGUUUACUUUGUUCGUCUGGGAGUCAAACAAUCAUUUGUGGGUUUUUUCAAGCUGUGAAAGGCUGCAUCCACAUGGCAGAGAGAACUCCGGUAGACGCUGCUUCAGCUGCCAUGUCUCACUGCCUGAGGAGUUUUAGGAUUUGUAGUUCGAGGUGGCACUAGAGCUCUGUGACAGAGAAGGCCCAGUGUGGUGGAGUGUAGAGAAAUCUUGUAGCAUCUUUGGGACAGAACUAAAAGAAGAAGUUGCCAGCACGAGCUUUCGUAGACUUCAGUCUGCUUCCUCAGAGGCGUGUGGUGGAGCGGUUUGAGUGCUGUGCUCCGUGGAGGAUAGGGCUUGACUCCCCACUUGAGCAUCAAAACCCACUGGGUGACCUGGGGUAAGAUGCACUCUCAGAUGCUCAGAGGGUGGCAACGGCAAUCCCCAUCUGAGGAAACCUGCCGAGAAGACCCUAUGAUGGCUUUGGCUGAUAGCUACAACCCUUCCUGGAGCCAGGGGAACUGGAAACGGCAGUACAUGCGCUGGAAUCUUCUGGAAAAUGAAAUUAGAAGGCUCAGAAGGUAGGACUUGAUCAUGUAUGCAAAGGAAGUCUCUUAAAUGCAUGAGAGUUUCCAAAUGCUCUCUGAAAUGCUGAGAAGGAAAUUUCGUCACUGUCAUAUUCUACGUUUCAAGUUUCUCUUGGUGUUAAUUUUUACAAUUGGGACUUGGUCCUUUAUCAAAACUCACCAGAAACCAAACUAUCUGCAUCAUGAGCACCUGGAGCUGACUGAUGAAAAACCCAGUACUAAUAUAAACUGCUCCAAGAUAUUGUUAGGUGAUCCAGAGGAAAUUCAGAAAGUAAAACUAGAAUUGUUAACUGUUUCAUUUAGGAAGCGCCCAAAGCUAACUGCAAAUGAUUACAUUAACAUGACAACAGAUUGUGCCUCCUUUAUUAAGAGACGGAAAUAUAUUAUGGAACCCCUGAGCAAAGAAGAAGCAGAAUUUCCCAUUGCUUAUUCGAUAGUAGUUCAUCAUAAAAUUAAUAUGCUUGAUAGGCUCUUGAGAGCCAUCUAUGCACCUCAGAACUAUUACUGCAUUCAUGUUGAUAAGAAGUCCCCUGAGUCUUUCCUGGCUGCAAUUAAGGGCAUUGCUUCAUGUUUUGACAACGUUUUCAUUGCCAGCCAGUUGGAAAGUGUUGUGUAUGCUUCAUGGAGCAGAGUGCAAGCGGACCUUAAUUGCAUGAAAGAUCUGUACAGGAGGAGUACGAACUGGAAAUACCUGAUCAAUCUUUGUGGUAUGGAUUUCCCGAUCAAGACUAACCAGGAAAUAGUGGAGAAGCUGAAGGCCCUCAAGGGUGAAAAUAGUUUGGAAACAGAGAAAAUGCCUUCAAAUAAGGAGGUGCGGUGGAAGAAACAUCAUGAAGUUGUUGAUGGUAAGGUAAAGAAUAUGGGAAUAGACAAGCAACACCCUCCUGUCAAUACACCCAUUUUCUCUGGCAGUGCCUACUUUGUUGUUAGCAGGAGGUUUGUUGAAAAUAUAUUGGAGAACAGCAAAAUCCUUGCUUUCAUAGAAUGGGCUAAAGAUACAUACAGUCCUGAUGAAUACCUGUGGGCCACUAUUCAGCGAAUUCCUGAAGUUCCUGGAGCCGUCUCUGCCAGUGACAAAUAUGAUGUCUCAGACAUGAAUGCUCUGGCCAGGUUUGUUAAAUGGCAAUACUUUGAGGGGGAUGUGUCAAAGGGUGCCCCAUACCCACCCUGUAAUGGAAUUCACGUCCGCUCAGUGUGUGUCUUUGGAGUGGGAGACUUAAACUGGAUGUUACAAAAGCACCACUUCUUUGCUAACAAGUUUGACACUGACAUUGACCCCUUUGCAAUACAGUGCUUGGAGGAGUAUUUGCGAGACAAAGCUCUUUUUCAAUACAGACACUGAUGUGCAACAUUCUGCAUGGUACAAACCCUAUUCCUCAGAUAAGGAUGUCAAAAAGAUAUUGAGCAUGUGGUGCACUGUUUUUCCUCUUGCCAGGUGUUGUUGGAUGGUUGCCUAGCUGAUUAUGUUGUUCCAUGUGCUUUCUUUUGGUCAUCAACUUUCCCCUAAACAGAUUCCCAUCACAUGCAUUCUGUUAUAAAGGCUAUUUAAGUAUGGGUGGUAGAUUCCAUGUCAGUGGGUGAAUCCAAUCCAAGUUUGGGUCUGGACUUCAAAGGAAUUAUACAAGGUGCUAUCUCCUACCUUUAAGGUUCAGACAGAGAGUGGACUCACCAUCUCACUGACAUGGAAGCCCACCAGUCACUUCUGGUAAAGUUCUGAACCUGUCAGUUUAUUUUACCCUUUAAAGGAUCAUAAUUUAAAAAGCCAGCCUUGUAUCCUUAUUUGGCAUGGCUCCUGGAUUCUUUUUCAUAAUGGUGACUGAGGAGGAAAGACAGGAUCAAGGUUGCCGUUAUCUUGGAAAACAUCUAGCAAAAGUUGGCAAAAGAUGAAAAUGUAAUUGAAACAAUUCUCAAAACUACAAAUUAUGUAGUGUAUCCAUAUGUGCAUUUUGCUGGAACGUGUCUCUAGCCAUAUAACAAAAUCAUGCAUUUUUCACAAUAAUUCUAAAAAAAAAUAAUUUAAAAGUAUUUUUACAAAAAGCCUUUACUGGCAAUAUAUGUUGCUUUGUGUUUAUCUGAAAAGGAAACCAUCAAUUUUUUAAUCAUUGGUUUUUGGAAUCAACUGCAUCUUAGGCUGCAUCUGUACUGCAGAAACAAUCCAGUUUGACAUCUCUUUAACUGCCAUGGCUCAAUGGUAUAGAAUUCUGGGAAUUGUAGUUUUGUGAGACAUUUAGCCUUCUCUGUCAGAGAGCUGUGGUGUCCCAACAAAUUACAGUUCCCAGAAUUCCAUAGCAUUGAGCCAUGGCAGUUAAAGAGAUGUCAAAUUUGGAUUAUUUCUUCAGUGCAGAGACAGCCUAAAUCACAUUUUGUUGUUUCAGGACUGAUGUGGGCAAAGUGUUCCAGCUAAAAAUUUCUCAGGGAAAUAUUAAUGUGCCUUAUUCUGUUGGUUUAAAUAUUUUAUUGCAUAUGACAGCUUUUGUAUGUUGUUAAAUAACACUUUGGGAUACUUACUAUACCAACAGAAGGGAGAUUCUGACCUAGCAGUCCGGGACCUGACUUUCUGAACACCUUAUAUAUCAACUGAAUAAUUUAUUUCCUUUGCAGGAGUUUGUAAUGCUAAGCAGAAAAUUUAGAAUUCCUAGUGCUGUAACCCUAUUUUCUUACAUUAAACUAAACAAAUUUCGGAA